Colletotrichum phormii is the source of this 1765-nucleotide messenger RNA. RefSeq lists its product as uncharacterized. The record is from RefSeq and is a predicted model, not a curated record. Bases 418 to 1674 code for a protein of 418 amino acids. The transcript has a single exon. NCBI's taxonomy places the organism in Eukaryota, Fungi, Ascomycota, Sordariomycetes, Glomerellales, Glomerellaceae.
CCCUACUUAUGCGGCUUGCUGAUGACUCAAUUGACAACCUAAAUUUGAUUCUUUUGGCCAUUGUCGGAAUCCUCGGUCUUUGGGACUUGUUGCCAAUUUGUAGGAUAAUAGUGUAAAGGAUUCGUCUGAUGCUGACGUCCCGUCCAUCUUGGGUGAUCCUGGACGCAAGGUAAUGGGUUGGUGGGGUGACGUUUCAGACAAACUAAGGAACUUUUGGAUCUCCCAAUUAAGCUGACUGCGGGCUGAUGUAAGACAAUGCCGGGAUAGAGUUUGACCGCAUCUGCGAUAUAUUACGUCGAUUCCUUUGACCGUUAGUUGUGCUUGAAUCUUCUGCUUCAACGACACCGAGAAAAGUAGCCCGCAGCCUCAACAAGACACAUCGCACACGUAGGCCUAGGCCAGCAAACAUCAGCCAAAAUGGUAUCCGAAAUUCACGUUAUUUCCAAGCAAGACCUCUCGAAACAUGAGACAGUUGCAGUUGAUCUGGCACUGCCGCAGCUAGGCGUCUCUUCUAUUCGCGUCCGCACAUCGCUCAUCGGGAUCACGAGCAACAAUCUUUCGUAUGCGAAGCUGGGCGACAUGCUGCAAUGGUGGAACACAUGGCCCGUUCCUCUGGAUGCGCCGACUCCGUACAACAACCGGACCGAAUGGGGCAUCGUUCCGGCGUGGGGCUUUGCACGGGUGCUCGAGUCCAAUAUCGAGGGCAUCCCGGCCAAAAGCCUGCUGUACGGGUACUGGCCCACCUCUUCUCAUCCAGUUGACCUUUCUCUCAUCCCGAGCGAACCCAAGGGCCAUUUCCGCGAGGUCAGCGAACACAGACAGGGACUCGGGAGCAUGUACAACCGCUACAACCUCGUUGACGAGUCUGCUCAGUCGGAAGAGUUUCGGGCGUGGUUUGCCAACGUCUCUCCCAUCUGGAAUUGCGGUUAUGUCAUGAACCGCUUCACUUUCGCCACGGAUUUCAAGCCUGUUCAUCCUCUCGGCGCGGGAGCUGGGGAGUGGACCGAAAAGGAUGCGGACCUGAGCUCAGCCGUGGUAGUCAAUCUUUCGGCGUCUAGCCGUACGGGCAGGUCAUUCUCUUGGAACCUGACUAGGGACAGAAAGUCAGGUGGUGGGCCUUUGGCUCUCCUUCAAGCUACGUCUGCGCCAGAGUCUUUGAAAGCCGGGCCUAAGGCAUCGUUCGAGAUCAAGACAGUCAACUACAACGAGCUUGCCACGAAAGACAUCAUGGACUGGAUCGCCAAAUUGCAACCCAAACGCGUGGUCGUUGCUGACUUUGGUGGUCGCCCGAAAGCGACAGAAGAAUUCCGCGAAGCUAUUAAGGCAACACUCCCGGAGUCAACGGUGUUUACCAAUAUCCAAGUCGGAGGAGAGCCAAAGAUCAUGGCACCAGAGGAAACCCUCAAGGCGAUGGAGAUAUUCAAGAAGUGGGGACUUGUUCUGCUCAACACCACGGGUAUUGUAGAUGCUGGAAUUGCUACAGAGGGUGCCGAUAAAUACUUCAACGGCGCCGAAUCAACGUUCCGAAGGUUCCUUGAAGAUGGGAGCGUAGCAGACCUCGAGCUGGUUUGGGGAAGUGGCGUCGGAGGAACAAAUGGAAUUGAGAAAGCAUGGGAGAAUAUCAUACAGGGGACUUUGUCGCCCCAAAAGGCAUGGGUUUACAGGUUGGAGUAGAGUAUUGUCUGCUGUCAAUAAUAGCACAAACAUCGGUUUCACUGGUAGCUAGUAAUACAAUCCCGUCAUAACAUUUGGACAAAGGAAAGAA